Molecule: messenger RNA, 2913 nt
Organism: Rhagoletis pomonella (apple maggot)
Lineage: Eukaryota; Metazoa; Arthropoda; Insecta; Diptera; Tephritidae
Gene: neb
Product: kinesin-like protein KIF14
Exons: 4
Coding region: 217-2913 (898 amino acids)
Biological process (GO): microtubule-based movement
Cellular component (GO): microtubule; kinesin complex
Molecular function (GO): ATP hydrolysis activity; ATP binding; microtubule motor activity
Source: RefSeq, a predicted model, not a curated record
AACGCUUGGCGCGCUUAUUUAGGUAUGGCUCUUAGGCGUUGUACCCGUUACAUGCGGUUUGCUACAGCUCUAGUAUCAAAUGCCAAAAGUAUCGAUAUGGUAUCGUAUCGUAUCGAAUUUAGUAUCAGCACAAAGCGCGGUUUGCAUCAAAACGUUCAUUUCAUUUAAAUAUUGUUAUUGUAAUUAAAAAUCCUCAUAAUAAGAAAGUAAUUAGUUAUGAAUAGCAAAGGAUCGUCGGUUCGCUCCCGUGCAAAUGAUACUGAUAAUGGCGUGUUAACACCAGUUUUAAAAAGCCGCGCCAGGCUGACUCCUAGUAACUUGAGACAUAGAAUUGUAUACAAACAAGAUUCUGCACCCAAAAAUCUAAAUUCUGUUGAAAAAAAAGGGGGUCGAGUUAACGAAAAUAAGCAAUCAACUUCAAGGUCACAUAUUACAGAAAAUUCUACAAACACACCGCGAGUCACUCCGCGCUCAACUGCCCUAAAUGCAUGUUAUACUCCAUCGUCCCUAUUUCGAAAUGGAGCGUCAACUCCUUUGAGUAUAUUGCGCACGCAACAGUCAACUCCAUCCACAAACAAAAAAUCUAAGCAAAACUAUGAAACAGUAUCUCAACAAAUUGGUACUGCAGACACGGAGAUUAGUAAUCUUACUGUGGUAGUAAGAGUUCGGCCAUUGAAUGCCCAAGAGUGCUCGUUGGUCAAAGUUUCAAAUGUAGUACGCGUUUGUGGAAAUAAGUUGACGGUUUCGGCGGGUAUGAAUGCGGAUUAUACGGCAGGUCUUACCCAUUCCUUCACCUAUGAUCAUGUUUUCGACUCUACUGACCCAGAUAAUAGCAAGUACGCAAACCAAGAAGGUGUGUUUGCAGGCACAGCUAUGCCAUUAAUAGAGCGAGCUUUUCAAGGUUACAAUGCUUGUCUUUUUGCAUAUGGUCAGACGGGAUCUGGAAAAUCUUACAGUAUGAUGGGCAUCGAAGCUUUAGACGACGAUGCUUCUGGAAAUAGUGCACCUCAUCCCGAAGCGGGGAUAAUUCCGCGAUUUUGUCGAGAGCUUUUUAAACGCAUUGAUAAAAUUAAACAUAUAAUACGUGCUGAAAUCGAAAUUAGUUACUUUGAAAUAUAUAAUGAAAAAAUCCAUGAUUUACUUUGUGUGACACAAAGCGAAGGCAAUUGCAGCAUUGGCAAUAUACAUAUAGCUAGCACUCAGGCGAAUACAAUUGGCAAUAGUCGACCUGCUUUAAAAGUGCGUGAACAUCCAAUUUGGGGUCCGUAUGUGGUGGAUCUAAGCGUCCAUCCUGUAGAUUCAUACGAAGCUAUGCGAAAUUGGCUUGCAGUAGGAAAUUCGCAACGUGCAACGGCUGCCACCGGCAUGAAUGAUAAGAGUUCGCGAUCGCAUUCAAUAUUCAAUAUUGUUCUGAAUCUGACUGAAGUUUCGGAUGACAAAGAUGGAAAUGGAACUUUGUCAGAAUUGGCUAUCUCGCCUAGGACCCAUCAAACACGACGAAGCAGGAUAAGUUUGGUCGAUUUGGCAGGAAGUGAACGUAUUUUGUCAGGCGGCACGAAUGGAGAUCGCAUACGUGAAGGUGUUAGUAUAAAUAAAAGUCUUUUAACUUUAGGCAAAGUAAUUGCUGCCUUAGCGGAUGCAAAGAAAACUUCAACAGGCGGAGCAGCUUUUGUACCUUACAGAGAUAGUGUACUGACGUGGCUACUAAGGGAAAAUCUUGGCGGCAAUUCUAAGACGGUUAUGCUUGCUACCAUUUCCCCAGCUAAUGUUAAUAUUGAUGAAACUCUGGCCACAUUGCGGUAUGCUUGUCAAGCGCGCACUAUAGUCAAUCGGGUGAAAGUGAACGAGUCACCUCACGAUAAAAUAAUUAGGGAAUUACGCGCGGAAGUGGACCGUCUGAAAUCACUACGGAAUGAAUAUGAACGCCAGCGUCGUCUGUCGGCCAAUAGUAAUCCGACGCCAAGAAAAAUUAUCAUUGAAACAUCAGUUGAUGAGAGUGAAGUUGAAGCUUUGCGGCAGCAAUUAGCCGAACGCGAAAGAGAGUUGGAUAGAGCUCAAAAGUCAUGGAUGCAACGCUUGAAAGAAGCUGAAGACCAGCGAAAAUCUGAAUUGCGGCUUCUUCGGCGUAAAGGGCUGGCAUUGGAAUUAUCAACGGAUCAAAAGCAUGCGUGUCUUGUAAACUUGACUGCAGAUGCCAUAUUUAGCAAUACACUAUUUUAUAUUUUACCACCUGGACAGGUGAAAAUAGGUCGCACACGCACAUCCACCUAUUGCAGUCAGCCGGAUAUUUUACUCGACGGCCCAUUGGUUGCCUAUCACCAUUGUAUAAUUGAAAAUAACGACAGCGAGCUGUUUAUAAUACCUCAAAAUAAAGAUUUCGAAACUUAUCUAAAUGGUGAUCUUGUGACUGAGCGUCGUAAAAUGUUGCAUGGAGAUCGCUUGGUGAUCGGAGGUACACAUUAUUUUCGAAUAUCAAACCCGUUUUGUUCGCAGCGGAGUAAAAAUGUGGUGGUCGAUUUCCAAAUGGCACAUGAAGAGAUCUUAUACAAACAGGAAGAGAAACUUCGUUGCGAAUUGGAAGAAGAAAAGCGUGCGGCCUUGUCGCGCAUAGAGUUGGAACGUGCGGAAAACGAGCGAAACUUCAAGGAGCGCAUGCAAAAACUUGAGUUUGAACAAUUAACAUAUAAGUGUAAUAAAGAAAUACUGGAGACGGAAAGAAAAGCAUUUCACGAAGAGGCCGAAAUUAGCAAAGACAAAAAUGCCAUAGACGCAUCUUAUACUCCAACUUUUAAAUCGAAUUUGCUUGACGACAUUAAUAAUAUAAUGCAACACCCCAGUGAAAAAAGUCUACAUAAUACACAACUUAUGGUAUGUACUCUCCCUUUUUAUACAUCUAGUUUUGUAAAUCAAUAA